Molecule: messenger RNA, 2698 nt
Organism: Pezoporus occidentalis (night parrot)
Lineage: Eukaryota; Metazoa; Chordata; Aves; Psittaciformes; Psittacidae
Product: arg8-vasotocin receptor-like
Exons: 3
Coding region: 918-2033 (371 amino acids)
Biological process (GO): G protein-coupled receptor signaling pathway; cellular response to hormone stimulus; regulation of systemic arterial blood pressure by vasopressin
Cellular component (GO): plasma membrane
Molecular function (GO): peptide binding; vasopressin receptor activity
Source: RefSeq, a predicted model, not a curated record
CUGACUCAAAGGAUGCAGCACAACAUGAGGGACAGCGACCACCAAGAAGACCCUUACAGAGCCUCAGUUGUGGAACUGCAUAUGUGUUCACUGAAACACAUCCACCAUUAUCAUAAUAACGCCUUUCUACAUUUUACAUGCAAAUUAUGGAUAACACCCCAUGAAACCUGAGCAUGAAAGGGUAGGGCUUAGGUCAGAGGGUGAGCUCCCACCACUGGCAACACCCUGGGUGAAGAGGGCCAACGAGACACCGCUGGAUCCACAGGUGAAUCAGGUGACUCAAAAAAAAAGAGAAGGAAAAAAAAAGAAGGCGACAAUGGAAAAUUGCAUUUCUUUGUCCCUGCUGCAUUUAGGAUGUGGUUGUGCCCCAGGAGCCUAGAGAAUUGCAGUUAUGAUGCGCCUGAGCUCAGGGCCCAACUUUCCAUCUACGUAUAAACAUUCCUCUAGCUUCAGCCGGAGUGUUCACUUCUGGUUUGCGUAAAAAAUAUUUGCAAGAACUCUCUUGAGUAGGAUCAUUUAAGUAUGAUUUCGGCCACAGCUAUUUACAAGUUCAGGCUUCGACUGAAGUGAGUAAUCAAAUUACAUUAAGCCUCUGAAGUUUGCCUUUUAUUUAUCUAUUUCCCCCAAUUGUGUGGCUCGGUCUGCCUUUGGCUGCGUUCCCUGCAGCCUACCCGAGGGCUCUGCAGUUACAUAAGGCUCUGUCUGCUGGGAGCCUAUAUAAAGCCUUUUUGCAUGCCAGCAAGAGGCAGAAUUUUAUCAAGAUCCAGGUCCCACUGCUGUGGUUCGCACAAGCAGGAGGAGAUUUGCUUGAAGAUAUACCGAAACCUGAACCCCGGCUGGUCUGUUUGCUAGCCAGUACUUCACAGCUGUCAACCUGAGUCGCAAAUAGCAGCUACUGUAAGUGGCUGCUGUUCACUAUGAAGAAUUUUUCAUUUCCUAUGCAGGAUAACACACAUCAGACCGAGAGUCCUUCUUCUCACAGAUUCCUGAGUUUGACAAAUCAGUCAGAUCCUGUUGGAAGACCAGAAAGAGAUGAGCAAUUAGCUCAAGUAGAGAUUGCUGUACUGGGGGUCAUAUUUUUGACAGCGUCUGUGGGCAAUUUUAUUCUCAUACUGGUGCUGUGGCGAAGAAGAAGGAAGCUCUCUAGGAUGUAUGUGUUCAUGCUUCACCUCAGCAUUGCUGACUUAGUGGUAGCUUUUUUUCAAGUGCUGCCUCAACUCAUAUGGGAUAUUACAGAUGUUUUCAUAGGGCCAGAUUUCUUGUGCAGAAGUAUCAAGUAUCUACAGUUGCUGGGCAUGUUUGCCUCUACUUACAUGAUAGUGGUCAUGACAGUGGACAGAUAUCAAGCAGUUUGCUACCCUAUGGUCACUUUCCAAAAGAAGAGAGCUCUCUGGAACAUCCCCAUUUGCACCAGCUGGUCUAUAUCACUGUUUCUUAGCCUACCGCAGGUAUUUAUCUUUUCUAAGACUGAAAUAUCUCCAGGUAUUUUUGAAUGUUGGGGUGAAUUUAUUCAGCCAUGGGGUCCAAGGGCAUAUGUGACUUGGAUUUUUGUAGUUAUAUUCUUCAUUCCCUCAGCCAUCCUCAUCACUUGCCAGGUUAAGAUUUGCAGAAAAAUCAAAAGAAAUAUGUGUGUUAAAAACCAGAAUGAAUAUGAAGUAACAAAUCAGAAGCAAGUCCUGCCAUCCCGAGCAAGCAGUGUGAACUGUAUUUCAAAGGCUAUGAUCAAGACUGUAAAAAUGACAGUGGUGACAGUUGUUGCAUAUGUUCUCUGUUGGUCACCUUUCUUCAUUGCACAGCUGUGGUCCGUGUGGUUCCCCAGUGUCGUGACAGAAGGUUCGGCAUUCACCAUUAUCAUGCUCCUUGGCAAUUUAAAUAGCUGUACCAACCCCUGGAUUUACAUGUAUUUUUGUGGCCACAUUCCAUAUUGCACAAGUAAGCAGGUAGAGAACACCUCGGCUCAAGAGGAAUCGGUGAUCACAGGAAGCAUUCAUCUUGUAGACAGAGACCCUGAGGAAAAUAGUACUGCUGCAUAACUGUUGAAUGCUUUUUGUGGUUCUGUUUACAUUUGCUACAUUCACAAGACAUAUUAGUAUUUUACCACCAUCCCAUGUUUUGUGGAUAAAGAAGCUGGGAAAUUGUCUUUUGUUGUAUAAAUAUGUUUCUCUGCAGUUCUGUAGCAUAUACAGGAAGUUUCUGUGUUGUGCAAGCCUGACUCAGUAGUUCCAUCACCACUAUGUUAUCAGAGUGAAUUCUUGUAAAGACUGAUAGAGAUAUGUAAAAGUGUCUUAUAUAUUUUUUGUCCUGAAGUACUUUCCCUUCUCUGAUUCUGGGUUUCUAAGCAGUAAAAUUUUACAACUAACUGGUCCAACAAAUUAAAACAUAAUUGGAAACUCUGGCAUACUUAGACUUGAAUAUGUUUUCUAGUUGAACUGUGAAUUGUUCAUCAUUCUCGUGUCACUGGGGAGAAGUCUGGCAAAUCUUGAGAAGGCAGCAGAAAGUCAGGAAAAUCCUUUGCCAGCUAUUAUCAAUACCUGCUUUAAAUUAACUCCUUAUGUACAUUUAUAAAAUGCCAAGCAGCAUGCUAUCAUUAAAAAAAAGAAAAGGAAUUUGAUGUUCUUGUGACAAUGAAUACCUACUUCCGUUUCAGAUGCCAUUGUGGAUCACAGGUAUCAUCAGCAGAGUAGCAGUUCAGGUUUGU